GAAAGGCGGGGGCGCCACCGGAAGCGAGGAAGGUGCUGUGUAAUCAACCAGCUAGCUGAGGUCCUUGGAUCUCCUAAAAUGCCGGAUUACCUCGGUGCAGAUCAGCGGAAAACCAAAGAAGAGGAGAAGGAAGACAAGCCCAUCCGAGCUCUGGAUGAGGGGGAUAUUGCCUUGCUGAAAACUUAUGGUCAGAGCACUUACUCUAGGCAAAUCAAACAGGUUGAAGAUGACAUUCAACAACUUCUCAAGAAAAUUAAUGAGCUCACGGGUAUUAAAGAGUCUGACACUGGCCUGGCCCCACCAGCACUCUGGGAUUUGGCUGCCGAUAAGCAGACACUCCAGAGUGAACAGCCUUUGCAGGUUGCAAGAUGCACAAAGAUAAUCAAUGCUGAUUCGGAGGACCCGAAGUACAUUAUCAAUGUGAAGCAGUUUGCCAAGUUUGUGGUGGACCUCAGUGAUCAGGUUGCACCUACUGACAUUGAAGAAGGGAUGAGAGUCGGUGUGGACAGAAAUAAGUAUCAGAUUCACAUUCCACUGCCUCCUAAGAUUGACCCAACAGUUACCAUGAUGCAGGUGGAGGAAAAACCUGAUGUUACAUACAGUGAUGUGGGUGGCUGUAAGGAACAGAUUGAGAAACUUCGAGAAGUAGUUGAAACCCCACUACUUCAUCCAGAGAGGUUUGUUAACCUUGGCAUUGAGCCUCCUAAGGGUGUGCUGCUCUUUGGUCCACCGGGUACAGGCAAGACACUCUGUGCUCGGGCAGUUGCUAAUAGGACUGAUGCUUGCUUCAUUCGAGUUAUUGGAUCUGAACUUGUACAGAAGUACGUCGGUGAGGGGGCUCGAAUGGUUCGGGAGCUCUUUGAAAUGGCCAGAACAAAGAAAGCCUGCCUUAUCUUCUUUGAUGAAAUUGAUGCUAUUGGAGGGGCUCGUUUUGACGAUGGUGCUGGGGGUGACAAUGAAGUGCAGAGGACCAUGUUGGAACUGAUCAAUCAGCUGGAUGGGUUUGAUCCUCGAGGCAACAUUAAAGUUCUGAUGGCCACAAACAGACCUGACACUCUGGACCCAGCGCUGAUGAGGCCCGGGAGACUGGACAGGAAGAUUGAGUUUAGCUUACCUGAUCUAGAGGGUCGGACUCACAUUUUUAAGAUUCAUGCCCGUUCAAUGAGCGUUGAAAGAGAUAUCAGAUUUGAAUUGUUAGCACGACUGUGUCCAAAUAGCACUGGUGCUGAGAUCAGAAGCGUCUGCACAGAAGCUGGUAUGUUUGCCAUCCGAGCACGGCGAAAAAUUGCUACUGAGAAGGAUUUCUUGGAAGCUGUAAAUAAGGUCAUCAAGUCCUAUGCCAAAUUCAGUGCUACUCCACGCUACAUGACAUACAACUGAGCCGUGGAGGUGUUCCUGAAAACACUUUUCUUUGGAAUCCUAACCUUAUACAGACUUCUUAAUAACCAUGUCAUACACAAAAUAAAUGGUUUUCAAAAUUGUAUGCUUUUUUUUCAGACGUCUUUUCUCUGUUGUACAAUAAAGGGUGAUAUCUAAUGCCA
Molecule: messenger RNA, 1541 nt
Organism: Mesoplodon densirostris (Blainville's beaked whale)
Lineage: Eukaryota; Metazoa; Chordata; Mammalia; Artiodactyla; Ziphiidae
Gene: PSMC2
Product: proteasome 26S subunit, ATPase 2
Exons: 12
Coding region: 79-1380 (433 amino acids)
Biological process (GO): proteasome-mediated ubiquitin-dependent protein catabolic process
Cellular component (GO): proteasome regulatory particle, base subcomplex
Molecular function (GO): proteasome-activating activity; ATP hydrolysis activity; ATP binding
Source: RefSeq, a predicted model, not a curated record